CACCAUCCUCAGCUCUCUCUCUCUCUCUCUCUCUCUCUCUCUCUCUCUCUACUCUCUCUAGAAGUCGCUGUUCCUCCCGAUCGGUGAAGAGCGGAGCGAUCGGUUCGCGUUGAGAGGGGGAAGGAGAGAAAUCGUGCGGAGAUCGCUUCGAGAUGAAGAUUUUCGUCAAGACUUUGAAGGGCACCAACUUCGAAAUCGAAGUGGAGCCCGAAGAAUCGGUUGCUGAUGUAAAGAAAAAAAUUGAAACUGUUCAAGGAGUAAGUUUGUUCCCAGCCUCUCAACAGAUGCUAAUCCAUCAAGGGAAAGUUCUCAAGGAUGAAACUACCUUGGAUGAAAAUAAAGUUGCCGAGAAUAGUUUUAUCGUAAUCAUGUUAACAAAGAGUAAGAGCGCGUCUGGUGAGGGAUCAACUGCUUCUGCUGCACCUCCAACAAAGGCUCCUCAAACGAGUGCCCCACCUUCUGCUCCAGUGCCACCUUCAACAGUGCCUCAGGCUCCACUGGCUACUCCAACGCCUGCUGCUGUUGCAACUCCUGCUCCUGCACCUGCACCCUCUCCUGCUCCUGCACCUGCACCUGCAUCCUCUCCUGCUCCUGUUGGGUCGGAGUCUGAUGUCUAUGGCCAAGCAGCUUCUAAUUUAGUUGCAGGAAGCAAUUUAGAGGGAGCGGUCCAACAAAUAUUGGAUAUGGGUGGAGGGACAUGGGACAGGGACACUGUUGUUCGUGCUCUUCGUGCGGCUUACAACAAUCCAGAGAGAGCUGUUGAAUAUUUAUACUCGGGUAUCCCUGAGCAAGCUGAAGUUCCACCUCCUGCUCGAGUUCCUCCUGUUGCACAAGCUGCAAAUCCGCCUGCCCAACCGGCACAGCCUACCCAACCUGCACCGGUCCCUUCAACUGGACCUAAUGCCAAUCCCCUUGAUCUGUUUCCCCAGGGUCUUCCGAGCGUGGGCUCAGGUGCUGCUGGUGCCGGUACUCUAGACUUUCUUCGAAAUAGUCAGCAGUUCCAAGCUUUGAGAGCUAUGGUUCAGGCCAAUCCUCAGAUAUUGCAGCCAAUGCUUCAAGAACUUGGAAAACAAAAUCCGCACCUUAUGAGGCUUAUUCAAGAGCAUCAAGCUGACUUCCUCCGGCUGAUCAAUGAACCUUUGGAGGGUGGAGAAGGGAACAUCCUUGGCCAGUUGGCAUCAGCCAUGCCACAGGCAGUAACUGUCACGCCUGAGGAACGUGAAGCAAUAGAGAGGCUGGAAGCGAUGGGAUUUGAUCGAGCAAUUGUUCUAGAGGUGUAUUUUGCUUGCAACAAGAAUGAAGAGCUGGCUGCUAAUUACCUUUUGGAUCACAUACAUGAAUAUGAGGACUGAUUCGAGGAAAUAGGAUGGUUCAUUUGUUCUCUCUAAGCUUCACCUUCAAUGUCUACCAGUGUCCUCCCCCUUUCCAGUUGCAUCUUGUUAACCUUCGACCUUUAAUAUUUUGUGUUAUCGGAGUGUCUGAGUCCGGCGGGCAAUGUGGAUGAUGUAUUUUUUCCUUCUCACCCUGUGGUCUUUCAGGCUCUCCUGGUUACUGUGAAUUUCUGUUUUCUAUACAUAGUUGUCUUGGUUAUUUAUUCUAAUAGUGUACUUGCUUCACUUUUUA
Messenger RNA from Rhodamnia argentea, 1623 nucleotides. Its product is annotated as ubiquitin receptor RAD23c-like. Gene Ontology annotation, cellular component: cytosol; nucleoplasm. Gene Ontology annotation, biological process: proteasome-mediated ubiquitin-dependent protein catabolic process; nucleotide-excision repair. Bases 153 to 1352 code for a protein of 399 amino acids. The record is from RefSeq and is a predicted model, not a curated record. Lineage: Eukaryota; Viridiplantae; Streptophyta; Magnoliopsida; Myrtales; Myrtaceae. Gene Ontology annotation, molecular function: damaged DNA binding; polyubiquitin modification-dependent protein binding; proteasome binding. The transcript is spliced from 13 exons.